This is a messenger RNA of Talaromyces proteolyticus, 1165 nucleotides long. RefSeq lists its product as uncharacterized. Lineage: Eukaryota; Fungi; Ascomycota; Eurotiomycetes; Eurotiales; Trichocomaceae. Bases 1 to 1092 code for a protein of 363 amino acids. The transcript is spliced from 7 exons. The record is from RefSeq and is a predicted model, not a curated record.
AUGUCAAAAGGCUUGGAUAUUGUAUUCGUGGUUUCUAGCCCGGACAAUCCGCCGUCGCUGGCCUAUGAGAGCGGGCUGACUAUUGGCAUAGCCAUACCUCUGAUUACUAUCGCAUUUUUUUCUAGGACAUAUGUGCGGAUCUUUAUCAAAAGGUCAUGGAUAUUUGAAGACUGGCUCGCAUUCAUAGCAUGGGCUGGCACCAUUGCCUAUUGUGGCAUUAUGGAAGCGACCAUGACGCACCAUGGAGGUCAACAUGCGUGGGAUAUCACCAUAGAACAAGCCCACGAAGCUGCCUAUUGGUUCAACGUAGCGUCGAUCGAAUAUGGAGUCAUUAUUUGCUUCACAAAGCUAGCUAUUCUAUGGCUAUAUCGACGAUACUUUUCACCCAUUCGAUGGAGUGUAUUUGACAUUAUCAUUGUAUCUUUAAUUACCAUUUUAAUCGGCUUUUACGGCGUUACUUCAUUCGUGAAAAUAUUUGAAUGUAGUCCGCGAGCAAGGAUUGAGGAUAAGUCGAUUCCGGGAACUUGUAUCGACGUUUCUCGACUGCUCAAUACUAGUGGGAUGUUCAACACAAUCACUGACUUUCUAAUUCUACUGCUCCCAGUCCAUGCAGUGUGGAAGCUGCAGCUUACUCCAAUAAAGAAGGUUUAUAUUGUUCUUAUCUUUACUUUUGGACUCUGUGCUCCUGUAUUUAGCAUGAUUGGAUUCGUGGUCCGCCUCAGAAUCAGCGGUAACCCUGACACAACUUGGAACCAGCCAGAAAUUCUCCUCUGGGGAGCUGCGGAGCUCACCAGCGGUAAUCUAGUCGUCUGUGCCCCUGAAGUUGGCGCAUUACUGAACCGACGAGCCCGUCGAACCAAUUUGAAGAGACCAACGACAAGCAUAUUACAAGCUUCAGCAGCACGAGUUGCCGAGGCAAGAGCCGCUCAUCGGAAGAAAGGCCAGAAUGCGUGUUACUACGAACUAGAAGAAGGGCAGCUUUACGGCUCGCAAUCUCACCCCGAUGAUAGUAUUGACAGCAAGACGAGGAUCUACGAGCCUAAACACGGCUCAGUACAAGUUCGUCAUGAUAUUACUAUCAGUAGGCAAUGAAUCCCGGGUGACAAUAGAGAGCAGUAGUAUAUUUUCUGAGCUGGAUAUCUCAUAAAUCCGGGAUAGGUAGAGU